AUGGACGAUUUCUCCUUCUACAGGACAAAAUUUCCCCAGCUUUGACAUAUACUCAACUGUUGUCGAUCCAGUACAGUUUGUCCCAGGAGACUCGCUGACAGUCGAAUUCUCUAUAUUCAAUUCUCAAAACAUUGCAAGCGGCGAAUAUAUAUAAUUAAAAUAUGGCGUCUUAGUCUGGGCAUGGCCUCUCGGCCAUGAAGCCUCGACUCAUAUUUUAAUUAUAUCCGGCAAGGUUUUACCAUUUCAGAGAUGGACAGCAAUGCUAGGUAAGCAAUUCUGGUUGUGUGCAGAGCCUAGCCCAAGUCUACUCUCAGAGGUUGCUUUUUCCUCAUGGGGAAGGAGGGCAUGGAAGUUGAAAGGGGAGGCUCAGCAAAGUCCUUAGGAUCAAUCGGGCAACUCCCUAGCGUGAAACUGGGCGUUACGUCCCAGGCUACGCUCUUUUCCUUUUUGCCGACAGCCGACCAGAAAAUCCAGUUUUAAUGGAUUUUCGGAAAAGCAACCCAUGAAGGCAAGCAAGUAGCUCACUCAUGAGCCGUCGAAGCCGGUGAUAUUUGCCCUAGCCGCACCCUGGUGAUCAAAGCGGGUUGGCCCAGUAACCUCUGGGCCCGAUGCGGCGAAAGGCGAGGGGUAGACCUGGGGAAAAAGUCUCUACCCCGUAAAGGACGUUAAGCGAUAUAAAUUUUAUGUAAUGUAAUGCAAGCGGCGAAUAUAUUUGGCUAAAAAUUCCUGACGAGUUUACAGUCCCUACCACUUUAGCGACUCUGGAGAUUAUUAA
Molecule: messenger RNA, 775 nt
Organism: Blepharisma stoltei
Lineage: Eukaryota; Ciliophora; Heterotrichea; Heterotrichida; Blepharismidae
Source: the annotation of a GenBank genome assembly